Molecule: messenger RNA, 666 nt
Organism: Linum trigynum
Lineage: Eukaryota; Viridiplantae; Streptophyta; Magnoliopsida; Malpighiales; Linaceae
Source: the annotation of a GenBank genome assembly
AUGGAGAUGUUACGUGAUGAUAAUCAAUGGAUUUCUAGCUCCAUGGCCAAAAGAGAAAGGGAAGUUCAUACAAAAGCGGAGCCUAGCAGGAAACCAAGGAUUCUGCUUGCUGCUAGUGGGAGUGUGGCUGCCAUCAAGUUUGCAAACCUCUGCCAUUGUUUCUCUGAAUGGGCUGAAGUAAAAGCGAUCGCUACCAAAGCUUCUCUGCAUUUCAUUGAUAAAGCAGCGCUUCCUAAGGAUGUUGUUCUAUACACAGACGAGGAUGAAUGGUCUAUUUGGAGCAAGAUUGGGGAUAACGUGCUGCAUAUUGAACUCCGUCGAUGGGCUGAUGUCAUGAUUAUUGCCCCAUUAUCAGCUAAUACCCUCGGGAAGAUUGCGGGGGGAUUGUGCGAUAACCUGCUGACUUGUGUUGUCCGAGCAUGGGACUACGAGAAGCCACUUUUUGUGGCACCUGCCAUGAACACAUUCAUGUGGACCAACCCUUUCACAGAAAGACAUCUCAUGGGAAUCGAUGAAAUCGGGAUUACCCUAAUCCCUCCUGUUUCAAAGAGGUUGGCUUGUGGAGAUUAUGGUAAUGGUGCAAUGGCUGAACCAUCGGUGAUCUACUCUACUGUGCGGCUGUUCUUAGAGUCACGGAAUCAACAAGGAGAUCGAAAAACCAGCUAA